AUGAUCCAAAUUAUCGACGUAAAGGGAAAUACCCGCGAGCGCCGCACUGCCACUCACACCCACAUCAAAGGACUAGGUCUUGGUGAAGAUGGUCAUGCAGAGAAACAAUCUGGAGGGUUUGUCGGUCAAGCUGCCGCGAGAGAGGCAUGUGGUAUCAUCGUCGACCUCAUCCGCACCAAGAAAAUGUCAGGGCGCGCAGUUCUUCUAGCUGGCGGUCCAGGAACCGGGAAAACAGCAUUAGCAUUAGCCGUCAGCCAUGAACUCGGAACAAAGGUGCCUUUCUGUUCAAUGGUCGGUAGCGAAGUAUACUCGACCGAAGUUAAAAAGACAGAGGCGUUGAUGGAGAAUUUCCGUCGUGCUAUUGGUCUACGAAUCCGGGAGACGAAGGACGUAUACGAGGGAGAGGUCACCGAGUUGACACCAGAAGAAGCUGAGAACCCAUUGGGAGCAUACGGCAGAACUAUCAACAGUCUAGUGAUUGGCAUGAAGGCUGGUAGAGGUACGAAGAAGCUACGACUAGAUCCUAGUAUUUACGAGGCUCUACAGAAAGAAAGAGUCACGGUUGGAGAUGUUAUAUACAUCGAACAAAAUACUGGCGCGUGUAAACGUAUCGGCAGAUCAGACGCGUAUGCUACGGAGUUCGAUCUCGAGGCUGAGGAGUACGUGCCGUUACCAAAGGGAGACGUUCAUAAGAAAAAGGAAAUCGUCCAAGAUGUCACUCUACAUGAUUUAGAUCUUGCAAAUGCCAGGCCGCAAGGUGGACAAGAUGUGAUGAGUAUGAUGGGCCAAUUAAUGAAACCCAAAUUAACAGAAAUCACGGAUAAAUUGCGAGAGGAAAUCAACAAAGUCGUCAAUCGAUAUAUUGAUCAGGGUGUUGCCGAACUGGUUCCUGGUGUCCUUUUCAUUGAUGAGGUUCACAUGCUUGACAUUGAAUGCUUCACAUAUCUCAAUCGAGCGCUUGAAUCGAGUAUUUCACCUAUCGUCAUUCUUGCGUCAAACCGUGGUAUGUGUACCAUCCGCGGCACCUCAGAUAUUGUCGCAGCCCACGGUAUCCCUUCCGAUCUUCUCGCUCGCCUUCUUAUAAUCCCUACUCAUGCAUACAACGCGGACGAAAUCGAAAGGAUCAUUCGAAUUCGGGUCAAGGCGGAAAGUUUGAGGAUUACUGAGCCUGCACUCCAGAAGGUUGCUCAACAUGGCGUUCAGACGAGCUUGCGAUAUGCACUUCAGCUGCUGACUCCGGCCAGUAUCUUGGCUCGUGUUAAUGGGAGAGAUAUGAUUGAUGUGGUGGAUGUUGUGGAGUGCGAGAGUUUGUUUAUUGAUGCUAGUAGAAGUGCUGCUAAUGCGCACAAUGAGUUUCUUUCCUAA
Glarea lozoyensis ATCC 20868 is the source of this 1365-nucleotide messenger RNA. Its product is annotated as P-loop containing nucleoside triphosphate hydrolase. The coding region runs from base 1 to 1365 and encodes 454 amino acids. The transcript is spliced from 3 exons. Gene Ontology annotation, cellular component: R2TP complex; Ino80 complex; NuA4 histone acetyltransferase complex. Gene Ontology annotation, molecular function: ATP hydrolysis activity; ATP binding; DNA helicase activity. Gene Ontology annotation, biological process: regulation of transcription by RNA polymerase II; chromatin remodeling; box C/D snoRNP assembly. NCBI's taxonomy places the organism in Eukaryota, Fungi, Ascomycota, Leotiomycetes, Helotiales, Helotiaceae. The record is from RefSeq and is a predicted model, not a curated record.